AUGCCUGAUGCGUCACAGGCUAUAUGCAUCGAUUCGGAAGAGGAAGCGCCGGCGCCGCCAAAAAAGCGAAAACACGUUGUGCAGACCGCACCACAGCCGGUGAUAGUGAGUUGCAUUGACCUGGAUGAUGAGGACAAGUCCGACAAGGUAAAACACACCAAGUGCAAUGCAGAUGCCGUUUGCUUAUCAUCUGACGAGGAGGCUCCAGCCAUUGUGAUACCACAAAAGCCCCAGACGGCUCUGCAUACUCUGCACACGGUGCCCAAAGAGGCACUUUGUGAAGAUGCCGUCGCUGAUGAGUUCGAACGCCGGGCGCAGGAUCUUGCAGAUGCAGCUUUGAGAAAUCUGUCACCGGCAGCUCGUGCUGCCAGGAUGGUCAAGGCAGACACCAGUGUAUUUUGGACUUGGCUCAGCUUGCUGGAAUCAAGGGGUAUUUCCAGUCGUUUGCUUCCGGUGUUUGUGUUUUUGGGUGUGGCCGAAAGGGGUUGGUUUCUCGGGCAGCAAUAA
This is a messenger RNA of Durusdinium trenchii, 507 nucleotides long. The record is from the annotation of a GenBank genome assembly. NCBI's taxonomy places the organism in Eukaryota, Dinophyceae, Suessiales, Symbiodiniaceae.